CUUAGAUCAUGGCGGCUCGAAUUUGUGCUUCGGAAUCUCGCGUGUUAAGAAUUUAAUUUCGUCUCUCUCAAUCGCAAUUUGUGUGGCGUCUUGUAUGACAUUAUCUUCCUUAAAUGAUACCGCACCCGUUCACCGUAAGUUUCCUCGAAAAUGUCUCGAAAGGCACCCGCGGGCUCGUCGUCCAAAAGUGACCCCAAAAAGCAAACCAGCCUGAAGGCGUUCAUGGCGAAGAAGGAACCGGAACGAUCCAGUAGCCCGGUGGCGUCCGUUGUCACUGCAAACGACGAGAAGGCUAAGCUGAUAUCGCCCAGCAUUUUCAAGCCGAAGGUUCCACGGUUCAAGAGCAAGGUUGAGAUAAAUCCGCCGAAAACCGUUGAAAUCCUGUCGAGUGACUCGGACGGUUCGCCGAUGAAGCCGCGAGGGAAAGUGUCCCGCGUGUUGUCCAACGACAGUCUGUUUGAGCAGCCAAGAAACACAUCCACGGCGGACACGGAAACCGGCCCGCUGGACGAGUACGAUCUGCUCGUGUCCAAGUAUUGCUCGCAGGCAGCCAUCGUGUCCCAGCAGCUUGAGCUGGAGCUGCAGAAUGAUACGCGCUACCAGGAAGCGACGAAGAAACUGGAGGCCAACUUGGCAAAGAUAAGCCCGCAGAAGUCUGCCGGUGAAGGUACGAGCAAGGGCAAGUUCCAGUACAAAGUGCCGAAAGCGCAAGGAGGAUCGCUGCUGGCCGGAUUGGCCGAACCGCUUCGGAAGCCGAUAGACCUGAACGAUAGUAGUGGUUCGACGAAGCUGGAUGAUGACGAUGACGUGUUUGAGUUUAAGAAAAGGGGGAAACCUGCUUCUUGCUCGACGCCGGUUUUCAAGCCGAAGGCGCCUAGCUUGGCCACGGUGGUCACCGAUUCGCCGCCGAUUUUCAAGCCGAAGGUGCCUAGCACGGCGAACAACGAAACGCCACCAACGUUGUUCAAACCUAAAGCUCCGCUGAGUUUGUCCAACUCGAAACCGUUGAAUCCAACUGCCUCGGAAUUCGUCCCAAAGGAGACUCCGCCAAAGUUUACGUUCGUCCCGAAACAACCCGUUUUUGGUUCCUCCUCAAAACCUGCCCCACUUGAAAGCACGUCCGAAACUCUGGACCGGCUGCUGAGUCCGACCAAGCCCAAAUCCACCGUCCAGAUUGACCCUGAGUUGGACGACCUCAUGAUCGACGUUCUGAACGACUCGCGGUUCAAGUCCAAGGAACUGUCCGAGGCGGAAGUCAAGAAAAGUUGCCAGUACCUGCAAGAGACAAGCCACGUUCUGCUGGAGAAGUUCUACGACAUCAUCGCGCAGAUUCCCGACGAGCACUUUAACGCGAUCCAAGGCUUCCGGACGGGUACGUACAGCAAGCUAAAGUCGUUGAUCGAAAACGUUCGCGGCAAGACGAAGGUGAGCAAAAAGGCGCUGGAAAACUUCAAGAACCUCAAAAAGUCGUCCGCGACGGGAUCGCGAAAAAGCCACAGCUCAACUGCCACUCGCAGAAACAGCCUGCUGGACAUGGUUGACGGAGAACCUCCUCCAAAGAGCAACGGGUUUACGACGUCGUCCGUCGUAUACGACGAGGUCUUUGACGUGCCGGAAACGGAACUCUUUGAGCCGGAAAUGGAACAACCUCCGCAGCAGCCGCCGACGCCGACGCCGGCUGCUGAAAAGACGAAACCAACAGCGUUUGUGUUCAAGAAGCCCGUCUAUGGCCCGACGACCCCGAUUGGCAACAAGUCGGUAACGCUCGAGCGGGAGGACUACGUCGACGACGAGGAGGACAUCGACAGUAUUAUGGAGAACAUUCGCGAGGCCGAGCUGAUCGAUCAGGGUAAGGUAAACCGGCGCCAGCUCGAAUCCAUCGAUCUGGUAACGCCGGAGAGUUCGUUCCGGCGGUCGGAACCGCGAAUCACGUUCAACGCGCAGGAAACGUCCCUCCGCAAUACUCAGUUCAUCGAGAACGUCGAAACUCAGGUGGACGACGACGGUUGGCAGGUUUACGACGCGACUCAGUUUGAAAGCUCCAACGUGAUCGCCGUUGCGGACUCGCCGCCGGCGCCUAGCGCAAGUCAGCAGCCCUUUGUCCCGAAACCGCAAAAUUCGUUGGGCAACUUCCAUUCGGGUGUGCGCAAUGACGGUCUUACCGGAGAGUUUGACGGUAUGAAGUAUCCGCACUCGGACACGCUGCAGAUCGUGUUCCGCGAAACGUUUGGUCUGCGAUCGUUCCGGCCGAACCAGCUGCAGGUGAUCAACGCGACCUUGCUGGGCCACGACUGCUUCGUGCUGAUGCCCACCGGCGGUGGCAAAUCGCUGUGCUACCAGUUGCCGGCCAUUAUGACCGAGGGAGUGACGAUCGUGGUUAGUCCGCUGAAAUCGCUGAUCCACGAUCAGGUGAACAAGCUCGGAUCGCUCGACAUUCCGGCGGCGCAUCUUUCCGGUGAAGUUUCGUACGCGGAUCAGCAGAAGAUCUACGCGGACCUUAGCAACCCGAAGCCGGUGCUGAAGUUGCUGUACGUGACGCCGGAGAAGAUCUCCUCGUCGGGACGGUUCCAGAACAUUCUGACCGGACUGUACCGGAUGAAGCAGCUCGGGCGUUUCGUCAUCGACGAAGCGCACUGUGUGUCCGCGUGGGGUCACGACUUCCGGCCGGACUACAAGAAGCUGUCGGUGCUGAGGGAGCAGUUCCCAACGAUCCCGGUGAUGGCCCUCACGGCGACCGCCAAUCCGCGCGUCCGGAUCGACGUCCUGAAGCAGCUUGGGCUGGGACGCAACACAAAGUGGUUCCUGUGCAGCUUCAACCGGCCCAAUCUCAAGUACAUCAUUCGGCCCAAGCAGGGCGUUGCAACGAAGGCCGAAAUCAUGGAACUGAUCAAGAAGAAGUUUCCGCGCGCCACCGGAAUCGUGUACUGCCUUUCGAAGAAGGACUGCGACCAGCUGUCGGCGGAGAUGCGCAGUGCGGGCAUCAAGGCGAAGAGUUACCACGCGGGACUGGGCGAUGCGGAGCGGGAGGCGACCCAGAAGGACUGGAUUACGGACAAGAUCAAGGUGGUGUGUGCGACGAUCGCGUUCGGGAUGGGCAUCGACAAGCCGGACGUGCGGUACGUGAUUCACCAUUCGAUGCCGAAAUCUAUCGAAGGGUACUAUCAGGAGGCGGGCCGGGCUGGGCGUGACGGCGAGUUGGCCACGUGCGUGUUGUUCUACAACUAUUCGGACAUGCUGCGCUACCGGAAGAUGAUGGAUCACGACUCGUCGAUUCCGUUCGAGGCGAAGCAGGUCCAUCUGCACAAUCUGUUCCGGAUGGUCAACUACUGCGAGAAUGUGGCGGAUUGUAGGCGGACGCAGCAGCUGGACUACUUUGCGGAACAUUUCACCCGGGAGCAGUGUCUGGAGAACCGGGCCAGUGCCUGCGACAACUGCCUCAUGCAGAACGAGUACAAGACGGUGGACGCGACGGACGAUUGCAUUGCGAUAGCGAAGAGUGUGCGUGACUUGUGCGCUGGCCGGAACCGCUUUACGUUGCUUCACCUGGUCGAGGUGUUUAAGGGAAGCGAGCAGAAGAAGAUCAUAGAAAAUGGCCACAACAGGACGGCGUACCAUGGGCGGUUAAAGGCGUGGGAACGCAGUGACAUCCAGCGAUUGAUGCACAAGCUGGUCAUUGAGGACUACCUGAAGGAGGACCUGAUAUUCAGCAAUGAUAUUCCGCAGGCGUACAUCAAGAUUGGAAGCCGGAUCGAAAAGCUCAUGAACAGAGAAGUUCGCAUUAGCUUCUCGCUCAAGGAGAAGACCGCCGGCAAGCGUGUGCAGCAAAUCGACGUCGGCAACGAGCAGAAACAGCUGGACACCCAGAGCAAUGCCCAGAUCAAGGAACUGCAGGAACGCUGCUACAACGACCUGCUGGAGAUUUGUCGCUCGUUGGCUGCCCAGAAGAAUGUCACGCUGGCUUCCGUGAUGAACAUGCAAGCACUCAAGGCGAUGGCCGAACGUCUCCCAGAAUCCCAGCAGGAGAUGCUGGCCCUUCCUCACGUGACCAAGGCCAACUUUGAAAAGUACGGUCAACAGCUGCUCGAAAUCACCCAGAAUUACGCCGCGGAAAAACUCAGUCUUAUGCUCGAUUUGGAAGCCAUCGGAGGAGGAGACGGCGGAGAUUCUGAGGACAGUGGAAGCGAAAGCGGCGACGACGGCACCGACUGGGGUCGGCUAGCGCGGGAAGCGUCCGCGAGUGGAUCGGCUGGCUCGAGCAAACGAAGACGCAGCUGGGGCGCGGGCGGUCGAGGAACGAAGCGAUUCCGGAAGGGACGCGCCAAGUCCAAAACCGGUGGACGAGCGAAGGCAACGGGAGCGCGAGGUGCUGCGGCGAAACGGGGCGCGGCGAGGGGUGGGUCGAGCAGCCGGGGUGGACGAUCCGGUGGAUCCGGUUUGGGACUACUACCGAUGCCCGGUUGGUGACUCUCUGUUUUUUAUGUUCUGUUUUACCAAUCAAGUUUUGUUGUUUCCUGUUACAAAGCAAAACACUAUCCUAAGCGA
Messenger RNA from Culex pipiens pallens (northern house mosquito), 4542 nucleotides. RefSeq names its product recQ-like DNA helicase Blm (gene Blm). Bases 151 to 4464 code for a protein of 1437 amino acids. Gene Ontology annotation, cellular component: chromosome; cytoplasm; nucleus. The transcript is spliced from 4 exons. Lineage: Eukaryota; Metazoa; Arthropoda; Insecta; Diptera; Culicidae. Gene Ontology annotation, molecular function: nucleic acid binding; 3'-5' DNA helicase activity; four-way junction helicase activity. Gene Ontology annotation, biological process: DNA replication; double-strand break repair via homologous recombination. The record is from RefSeq and is a predicted model, not a curated record.